AUAAUUUUUAUUUCAUUUAAAUUCUGUGUUUCUCAUGUGUUAUGUCAUGAGAAAAGUGUGAAACUAUUUUCAAACUCACAAGUGAUAUAAUUUGCUGUCAAUGGCUGAGGCACCAGAAGUACCGGACAGUGACCUAUCAUCGGACGACUGGGACUACCGGUCCCGGUCCUCAAGUGCCGACUCUGUCCACCAGUCCAUGAUAUUCACGGCCCGACAAGUGUCGUGUGACUCGGACUCGUCGAGUCUGGACCUGUCUUACCUGAAUCUGGACUCGAGCUCAUUGGGCGCCAAUGUAUCCCAAUUCAACUCGACCUCAUUGGCCACAAUCAACUUAAGCGGCAAUCGGUUGACUGGUAUUCCCUAUCAGUUGACGGCAUACACGCACCUCAAGAUGUUAGACCUGUCGCACAACCAGUUGACCGCUAUAUGCGACACGAUUUGUCAAUUGAAAAGUUUACGCACUUUUAUCUGCGCUAACAAUCAUUUGGACGAAAAUAGUUUCCCCAAAGACUUCGGCACCACUUUUGCUAAUUCAUUGUCUGUGCUAUCAUUGGGUGGAAAUAUGUUUAAAGUAAUUCCUCAACAAAUUCUUGAGCUCAAGUCAUUGAAGUCAUUGUAUUUGGGCAGUAAUGCCAUUGAGUCGGUGCCCCGGGAUAUCCAUCGCCUGGAAUCGUUGCGUUUGCUGUAUUUGGGAGGCAAUCAACUGUCGGAACUGCCCGAAGAGGUGGGCCGACUGCAG
This is a messenger RNA of Oppiella nova, 739 nucleotides long. The record is from the annotation of a GenBank genome assembly. Lineage: Eukaryota; Metazoa; Arthropoda; Arachnida; Sarcoptiformes; Oppiidae.